AACAGUUGGUUCAAGCGCAAUAACAACAAGAAGAUGGCGAGUGCAACAAGAGCAAGAGUGGAGUCGUUCGUAUGGACCGACGACGAAGUUGAACUUCUACUCAGAGUUACACUCGAUUACAAGUCGACUAAACUCCAAGACAAUGUUGACUGGGAGUCGUGUCACUCAAAAUAUUCGGACAUAAUGGACGCGUUUCAGGCGCAGUAUCCGAGGGAGCCAACCGAGAAGGAUUUUCCUCACGGUGCUAACAUGUUGUCGAAAGCCCAAGUCACCACCAAGUUAAAAAGCAUACGCUGCAAAUACAGGCAGACGGUGGACAAAGGGCGUCGAAGUGGCCAAGGACGGGUAGUGCUCAUAUUUUAUGCGCUUUGCGAAGAGAUCUGGGGUGGAUCUGGGUCACAUGCUACGCGCUGCAUCGACGCCGCCAUCGAGACGACUGACCUGGAAGAGUCGUCUACAUCGACAGUAGAGCUAGCCGCCGAUUCUCCAUACUCCACUGAAUCCCUCGACUGUCUUCCUCCUGCGGUUGGAAAGCAGCUCCGGGCAAAGGUGAACAGCCACAGAGGCGACAGGCCAAAGAGGAAGAUUCUGACUGAUCCGGCAGUGGAGGACCUACAAAUAAAGAGGAGGAUGUUGGAGUUGAUGGAGGACUCCGCUAGACGCAACUCCGACAACAUGCAGCAGAUAAAUACAAACAUUGCUAAUUUAACCAGCACCAUUCAGGACGGGUUUUCCUUGAUGAGGGAGUUGUUGUCACAACGCCACCCCGGAGCAGAGGGUGGCGGUAACGCACAAAGAUAUUGGAUGCCAAUCACCGUAAAACAAGAAGAAUAAUGCUGCCUUCACGUGGGCUGCGUCCGAAAUCGCAUACUGAAUUUGAAUAAGUACCUACCUAUCGGCCGUUAAAACAGUACGUUCUAUAUAGUAUGAGUGGGAGUAGUAUAAAUACAUUUCGGACAUACUGCAGCCGACAUGUUUUAUGGUCAUGUGACCCGUAUGCGCUUUUACCUAUGACGUAUUAACAACAACCUACACGUGAGCGUAGAAACGGAAGUCCGCCUUGAAGUUUUCCGCUACAUUUAUUUGAUUUACUUGUGAAAUUUGACCGUUGCUCAGCUCCCGUGGCGUCAUGGGAUAGAGAAGUGUCCAUCCGAUCCACACUCACGAAUCUCGGCGGAAGUAGUAGACCAUCCGGGUAUUUCUCGCCUACUGAGGUUUCGGACAUACUAUUCAUGACUCACUCAUUUUCGUCUACUAUAUAGUAGGGAAGUAGGCGAUUUCGGACGCAGCCGUGCUCUCAGAAAUUUGAUAACUCCCACUUCUGAUGUAAUUUUUCCGAGCUGGAAUGAAGCUGUUGCGGAAAAAACAAUAAAUCCUUUGUCACAGCAGAAAUCCUUUUCCUGACCACAUUUCAAUUGUUGGUUCAACGAUUUAAGAACACUGGUAACUUCUCUUAGGUUUAUGACAAAUAAAAAUGCCCUUAAUUUUGUGUCUAUGGUGGAUAUGGUUUUGUUAUUCAAUUAGGACCCUCACUCUUUUUAUUUAGUAUUAUUUUUUAUAUAUAUAUUUGUUACUCUUUUACUUUUGUUUUGUGUUUUAGAAAUGCCAUAUCAACACUAAUACAUCGGUUAAGAAUUGUAUUGUGCCAUGGCAUAAAUGUUUUUUAUUGAGGUUUGUACAUUAAUAAAAAAUAUAAUCCUUAUUCCAUCCCUCAUGUUGAUUGUGUAAGGUCGAGAAGGUUCUCACUGCAGAACAUGAGAUCCAGGGUGGUGGUUGGAUCCAGAUCCGACUCCUCCCACUUUAUAUACUUGGCCGCAAUUUGGAGAGUUAAGUUGCAACCCGUGGUCACCAACGUUUGCUCUCCAUGUCAUCACAAGUGUACGCUUGUAAGUAAUGAUCACAGUUAAAUAUGUUACCCUAAAUCUAAUAAGAUAUGUUAUUAAAAACACGUUAAUAAAUAAUGUUUGU
Messenger RNA from Triplophysa rosa, 1968 nucleotides. RefSeq lists its product as uncharacterized. The record is from RefSeq and is a predicted model, not a curated record. The coding region runs from base 34 to 834 and encodes 266 amino acids. The transcript has 2 exons. NCBI's taxonomy places the organism in Eukaryota, Metazoa, Chordata, Actinopteri, Cypriniformes, Nemacheilidae.